Messenger RNA from Gilbertella persicaria, 923 nucleotides. RefSeq names its product SURF1 family-domain-containing protein. Bases 4 to 864 code for a protein of 286 amino acids. Gene Ontology annotation, cellular component: membrane; mitochondrion. The transcript has 3 exons. Gene Ontology annotation, biological process: mitochondrial respiratory chain complex IV assembly. NCBI's taxonomy places the organism in Eukaryota, Fungi, Mucoromycota, Mucoromycetes, Mucorales, Choanephoraceae. The record is from RefSeq and is a predicted model, not a curated record.
ACCAUGUGGAAACGAUUAGGACAACUUGGAGUGUCUGUUGCUAGACCGGCAUGUAGACAACAAAAGACAAUGGCUCGAUUUAUGUCGACAGAAUCAACUGUAAAAGAAAUCUACACGCCCAAAAAACGUAAAUUUGGGUUUGGCACUGCUUUGUUAUGCACGAUUCCCUUUGUUACUUUUGGACUAGGCACUUGGCAAGUCCAAAGACUUCGAUGGAAAGUCAAUUAUAUUCGUACAUUAGAAGACCGCCUUUACCGUGAACCUAUUCCUUUACCUAAGCGCAUAAACCCUGACAUGUUGGAAGAGUACGAAUAUCGCAAAGUCUAUGUUAAGGGACACUAUCGACAUGAUCAAGAAAUUUUGCUCGGUCCUAGAACAAGAGGAGAUGGCAAUGUAGGCUAUUUUGUCAUUACGCCUUUUGAAAGAGAUAAUGGUACCACUAUUUUAGUCAAACGAGGAUGGAUUUCACCCGAGAAAAAAGACAAGCGUACAAGACCUGAUAGUUUGGUGACAGAUGAAGUGGUUGUCAUUGGCCUUAUCCGUGUCAAUGAACAGACAAAUACAUUUACACCCGAGAAUGAUAUCGAAAACAAUCAAUGGUAUUGGGCAGAUGUUGAUACCAUUGCUCGAUUGACUAAUGCUCAACCUAUCAUGAUUGAGAAAGUAUCAGACAUGUCUCCUUCAAAAGAAUACACAUUGAUUGAAAAAGGUAUUCCUGUUGGUAGAUCACCUACUGUAGAAGUACGCAAUCAUCAUUUGAACUAUUUAAUUACAUGGUAUUCCCUUUCAUUGGCAACUACUGUCAUGCUCUGGAGACUAUUAAGAAGACCUCCUGUUCGACCCAUGAAAGUCAAGAGAAUAUAAAGCAUGUUUAUUCAUAAAAAAGGGAAGGGUAUAAUGCAAAUAUCAAAUAAAAUCUAUAG